Molecule: messenger RNA, 1694 nt
Organism: Raphanus sativus (radish)
Lineage: Eukaryota; Viridiplantae; Streptophyta; Magnoliopsida; Brassicales; Brassicaceae
Product: protein PIN-LIKES 7
Exons: 7
Coding region: 397-1680 (427 amino acids)
Biological process (GO): endoplasmic reticulum to cytosol auxin transport
Cellular component (GO): membrane
Source: RefSeq, a predicted model, not a curated record
UGUUUUUAUAUAUGUACGGGGGAGCAGCAACUAAACAAUGACGCAUCUUGCAUUGAUUCUGUCAACAUUAACCUGAGAGGAUCCCAAAAGCCUCUAGUCCCUUUAUAUCCUCAAAUUUUGAUACUCCACAUGUGAUAUGCACCAUUUGAAGGCAGCAUUACCCAGAAGCCAACUUGUUCUUUGUAAUCCUUUUUUUUUUGGUAUGCCUUCUCCUCCUGCUGAAAAGUUGGACUCAUCUUCUUUAUGUACCCCCGCUCCUCUGUUUAAUAUAUAGUUAUACCUAUUAUCUCUCUCUCUGUCCACCAUUCUACAAAGACAGACAGAAAUAUCAACUUUUAUCUUACAUCGCUUGUUUUCCUUCUGCUGCAAGAAAUCAACAACAACAAAAAUUUAGGGAUGGGUUUCUUAGAGUUAUUAGAGGUGGCUUCAAUGCCAAUCGUUCAAGUUCUCCUAAUCAGUGUCCUUGGUGCUUUCUUGGCAACUGAUUACUGCUCUCUUCUCUCCGCUGACACCCGAAGAUCCGUGAACAAGCUCGUCUUCGUGGUCUUCACCCCCUGCAUCAUGUUUGCCAAUCUUGCCCAGACUGUAACAUUGCAGGAUAUUAUUUCAUGGUGGUUCAUGCCCAUAAAUGUUGGAAUCACAUUUCUAGUAGGAGGCAUUCUUGGAUGGUUGGUUGUGAAACUGCUGAAUCCCAAACCUCAACUUCAUGGUCUCAUAAUCGCUACAUGUGCCUCAGGCAAUAUGGGAAACCUUAUGAUUAUUUUGGUCCCUGCCAUUUGUGAUGAGGAAGGCAGUCCUUUUGGGAAUCGAAGUGUUUGCAGAUCCAUUGGACUAUCCUACGCAUCUUUCUCUAUGGCCGUAAAGUCAAAACAAACAUAUAUCAUCUUCUCUGCUCAGAGUUCUGUAACUAAUCGUGACUUACUUUUUUUUUAUUUUUUUGGGGUUCUCAUGCAGCUCGGGGGUUUCUAUAUUUGGACAUACAGUUACCAACUGGUGAGAAGCUCUGCUACACAGUUCAAAGCUCUUGCAGGCGCCGGCUUGGUCAAGUCUGCCAACAAGGACAUCGACUCUGAUCCCCGCAGUCUUCUCCUGAAGCCGCAACAAAAUCAAGACCUUGAAAUUCAAGGGAAAGAAAAGAUGUCUACCAGGACAUACAUCAAGGACUUGCUCCAUCAGAUUCUUGAGGAACUCUUCGCCCCACCCACUAUUGGUGCCAUUCUUGGUUUCGUCUUCGGAGCAACCAAUUGGCUGAGGAAUCUUAUAAUAGGGGAGAAUGCGCCGUUGCGAGUCAUCCAAGAUUCAGUGAAACUACUAGGGGAGGGCACAAUACCUUGCAUCACACUCAUACUGGGGGGAAACCUGAUUCAGGGUUUGCGUUCCUCAGCCGUGAAAACCUCAGUGAUUGUAGGAGUGAUCUGUGUGAGGUAUAUCAUCCUUCCAGUGGUGGGGGUAGGGGUGGUACAGUUAGCAUGGAGUUUAGGCUAUCUUCCUCCGGACCCUCUCUUCCGCUACGUUCUCAUGCUUCAGUUCACACUGCCGCCUGCUAUGAAUAUCAGUACAAUGGCACAGCUGUUUGACGUGGCUCAAGAUGAGUGUUCAGUCAUCUUUCUGUGGACCUACCUGGUUGCAUCCUUAGCACUCACCAUGUGGUCAACUAUAUUCCUCUCCAUCCUCUCCUAAAAAUCAAACGGAGU